CGUGCGCAGCGGAGCUUGGGAGGUGGUGGGCCAGGCUGUGUGUCCCUCAUCCUCCAAGGCCGGGGCCUCCCUGGCCUGAGAAUUCCGAGGGCAGGCAGAGCUCUGGGCCUUAUAGCCAAGGGGCCACCCUCCCAGCUCCUGUUGGCGCCUGAGGUCAUCGCCAGGGCUAGUUCGAUUCCCUCCCUUAGCUGGCCACUCCUCUUCUCACCUUUCUUAAGACCUGAGGCAUCCAUCCUGCCUCACAUCCUGUCCAGACAGCUCAGGGGAAGGUGAGACCCACUGACUGGACCCUGACCUUCUUUCUGGGCCCCAGAGGCUUCAGCCCCGCCAGGACUCGCCUUUGGCUGUGCUGACACCUGCUUCAUCUCCCCACCUGUGAAGGCCCACAGCAUGCAGUCCAAUGAGAGCAGCGUCCACUACAGCAGGUGGGAUGACAGCAGCCGCGAUGAAGUCAGUAUGGCCGCCAUGUCCGGCACAGAGGAAACCUCAUGCUAUAGGAGGAUCUCCCAGAAGCUGUGCACGGGCAAGUUGGGGAUCGCCAUGAAGGUGCUGGGAGGAGUGGCCUUCUUCUGGAUCACCUAUAUCUUGGGCUACGUCACUGGCUACUAUGUGCACAAGUGUAAAUAAAGCGCCCAACCACA
Jaculus jaculus (lesser Egyptian jerboa) is the source of this 641-nucleotide messenger RNA. It is a transcript of the gene Smim1, whose product is annotated as small integral membrane protein 1 (Vel blood group). The coding region runs from base 391 to 627 and encodes 78 amino acids. NCBI's taxonomy places the organism in Eukaryota, Metazoa, Chordata, Mammalia, Rodentia, Dipodidae. The transcript is spliced from 3 exons. The record is from RefSeq and is a predicted model, not a curated record.